UGCUUAUUCAUUCAGAGUGAGAAAGCGCCAGCCCAGCGGCCAGCCAGUGCUGGGCUGGCCAUGUAAGGCCCCCAGGCGGUCCUGCCCAGCCGGUGCCCUGCAGAGAGCCUCGUGCAGCCCUGGGCACCACCCCCGCCCUGCCCUGACUCCUUGGCCUCGAAAUGCUGUCAUCGGAGGAGCCGUCCCGCUCGGGACAAGGCCAGGAUGGACAAAGCUAGAGCUGGGGCAGGCAAGAAGCCGUCCUGUCCUCGAGGCCGUGGGAAGAGAAGCACACACAGGGGGCCACUCCCGAGAGCCUCUCUGUCCACGAGGCCUCUGCAGAGGGGCCACCAUGGCUCUGGCCCCGGCCGGCUGGCAGCUGGGGGCCCUGAUGUGGGGCGCCUGCCUCUGCGUCCUGGUGCACGGGCAGCAGGCGCAGCCGGAGCGGGGCUCAGACCCAGGGCGCUGGCGACAGCUGAUCCAGUGGGAGAACAACGGGCAGGUGUACAGCCUGCUCAACUCGGGCUCAGAGUACGUGCCGGCCGGGCCUCAGGGCGCCGAGAGUAACUCCCGGGUGCUACUGGCGGGCAGCCCCCAGGCCUCGCAGCGGCGCAGCCACGGAGGACCCCGGCGUCGACAGGCUCCGUCCCUGCCAAUGCCCGGGCGCAUUGGAUCGGACACUAUACGCGGCCAGGCGCGGCACCCAUUUGGUUUCGGCCAGGUGCCCGACAACUGGCGCGAAGUGGCCGUCGGGGACAGCACGGGGAUGGCCCGGGCCCGCACCUCAGUCUCCCAGCAAAGGCAUGGGGGCUCCGCCUCCUCGGUCUCGGCCUCGGCCUCGGCCUUCGCCACCACCUACCGCCAGCCGCUCUCCUACCCGCAGCAGUUCCCCUACCCGCAGGCGCCCUUCGUCAGCCAGUAUGAGAACUACGACCCCGCGGCACGGACCUACGAUCAGGGUUACGUGUACUACCGCAGCGCGGGCGGCGGCGUGGGCGCAGGGGCGGCGGCCGUGGCCUCGGCGGGGGUCAUCUACCCCUUCCAGCCCCGGACGCGCUACGAGGAGUUCGGCGGUGGCGAGGAGCAGCCGGAGUACUCGCCCCAGGGCUUCUACCCGGCCCCGGCCCCGGGCCCGGAGAGGCCGUACGCGCCGCAGCCGCAGCCCUCCGACGGCUUAGACCGCCGCUACUCUCACAGCCUGUACAACGAGGGCACCGCGGGCUUUGAGCAGGCCUACCCGGACCCAAGCCCGGACGCGGCGCAGGGCAACGGCGGCGCCUACGGCAGCGAACCCCGCCUCGGUUGGUACCCGCCCUACGCCAACGUGCCGCCCGAGGCCUACGUCCCGCCGCGGGUCGUGGAGCCGCAGCCCCCCUUCCGCGUGCUGGAGCCGCCCUACCUGCCCGUGCGCAGCUCCGACGCGCCCCCGCCGGGUGCGGAGCGGAACGGCGCGCAGCAGGGCCGCCUCAGCGUGGGCAGCGUGUACAGACCCAACCAGAACGGUCGUGGCCUCCCUGACUUGGUCCCGGACCCCAACUAUGUGCAAGCAUCCACUUACGUCCAGAGAGCCCACCUGUACUCCCUGCGCUGUGCUGCGGAGGAGAAGUGUCUGGCCAGCACAGCCUAUGCCCCUGAGGCCACCGACUACGACGUACGGGUGCUGCUGCGCUUCCCGCAGCGUGUGAAGAACCAGGGCACUGCAGACUUCCUCCCCAACCGGCCUCGGCAUGCCUGGGAGUGGCACAGCUGCCACCAACAUUACCAUAGCAUGGAUGAGUUCAGCCACUACGACCUGCUGGACGCAGCCACAGGCAAGAAGGUCGCCGAAGGCCACAAGGCCAGCUUCUGCCUGGAGGAUAGCACCUGCGACUUUGGCAACCUCAAACGCUAUGCCUGCACCUCGCACACACAGGGCCUGAGCCCAGGCUGCUAUGACACGUACAAUGCAGACAUCGACUGCCAGUGGAUCGACAUAACCGAUGUCCAGGCUGGGAACUACAUCCUCAAGGUGCACGUGAACCCAAAGUACACUGUUCUGGAGUCUGAUUUCACCAACAAUGUGGUGAGAUGCAACAUCCACUACACCGGCCGCUACGUAUCUACAACAAACUGCAGAAUUGUCCAAUCCUGAUCUCCAAGCGGGUGGACAGACAGCCAAACUCUCCCUUUCCCAAAGCAGGCCCUGCUCCCCAAGCAGCCUCCUGCCAGGACAAACCCGGCCCAAGGAGCCCGGCCCCCAAACCCACAGGCAGGGGAAGCUGGACGCCGGGGGCAUCCCUCCCUGCCAACCUCAGGGAGCGGAUGUGGACCGAAACCACAGGGAUUCCAGAUGCCAGGCCCAUCUUUGUACUUAACUUUUCUCUAAAGCUUAGUUUUGUUGGUUGUUGGUUUUUAUUUUUUUUAUUUUGGCCAUACCACAGAGCAAGAUUGCCCAGGUUUAGGCUGAAUAAAACAAGGUUUUUCUA
This is a messenger RNA of Choloepus didactylus (southern two-toed sloth), 2444 nucleotides long. RefSeq names its product lysyl oxidase like 1 (gene LOXL1). Gene Ontology annotation, molecular function: copper ion binding; protein-lysine 6-oxidase activity. The record is from RefSeq and is a predicted model, not a curated record. NCBI's taxonomy places the organism in Eukaryota, Metazoa, Chordata, Mammalia, Pilosa, Megalonychidae. The transcript is spliced from 7 exons. Gene Ontology annotation, biological process: peptidyl-lysine oxidation. Bases 332 to 2110 code for a protein of 592 amino acids.